Molecule: messenger RNA, 3351 nt
Organism: Toxotes jaculatrix (banded archerfish)
Lineage: Eukaryota; Metazoa; Chordata; Actinopteri; Toxotidae
Gene: med24
Product: mediator complex subunit 24
Exons: 26
Coding region: 90-3059 (989 amino acids)
Cellular component (GO): mediator complex
Molecular function (GO): transcription coregulator activity
Source: RefSeq, a predicted model, not a curated record
AAUCAACAAUGACGUACCUUUCAUUGUGAAGCGGAGGAGCUACAAACAAAUAUUGUUAAUGUUUUGAAAAAACUGAAGAAUUUAACAGGAUGAAGGUGGUCAAUCUGAAGCAAGCCAUCCUGCAGGCAUGGAAGGAGCGUUGGAGCGAUUACCAGUGGGCUAUUAAUAUCAAGAAAAACUUUCCAAAGGGAGCAACAUGGGACUACCUCAACCUUGCAGAGGCCCUGAUGGAGCAGGCGAUGAUUGGUCCCUCUCCUAAUCCCCUUAUACUGUCUUACCUCAAAUAUGCUAUAAGUUCCCAGAUGGUGUCUUAUUCUAGUGUGCUUACAGCCAUAAGCAAGUUUGAAGAUUUUUCUCGGGAACUGUGUGUGAAGUCCCUGUUGGAGAUCAUGGAUAUGUUCUGCCAUCGUCUCAGUUGUCACGGGAAAGCAGAGGAAUGCAUCGGGCUGUGUCGGGCCCUGCUGGGAGUGGUGGUGUGGCUGCUGCAGGGCUGUGCCUGGUACUGUGAGAGGCUGAGAGAACUGGGCCCAUCAGCCAGCACAGAGGCCAGUCUCAGAGCCUGCCAGGAGAGGCUCCACAGUCUGAUGAACAGUACCAAGAACCGAGCCCUGGUCCACAUUGCCCGGCUAGAAGAACAAGGAUCCUGGAGCAGUGUAGAGCAAGCAAUGCUGAAAGUGACAGAUGGCCUCAGCAGCGUACCUAACCAGACACUGAGGACUAAACUGGAGGAGACCUUGUCACUAGUGAAAGGCAUUCCCCUGAUGCUGUCAGUGCAGUGUGACCCUCCGGUCCAUGCCUCUUUCCCAUCCAUCCACGCGUUCAUCAUGUUGGAAGGGACCAUGAAUUUGACAGGGGAGACACAGCCACUGGUGGAGCAGCUGAUGAUGAUUAAGAGAAUGCAGCGAAUUCCUGCUCCUCUUUUUGUCCUGGAGAUCUGGAAAGCUUGCUUCACUGGCCUCAUUGAAUCACCAGAGGGCACAGAAGAGCUCAAAUGGACUGCCUUCACGUUCCUGAAGAUCCCACAAGUUUUACUCCGACUAAAGAAAUAUCCUCAAGGUGAUAAAGGACAGGACUUUAUGGAGGACGUAAAUGUUGCAUUUCAGUACUUACUUAAGCUCACCCCACUGCUGGACAAAGCUGAUCAGAGAUGCAACUGCGACUGCCUGGGCAUGCUCCUACAGGAGUGUAACAAGCUUGGUCUGCUGUCAGAUUCAAAUACAGCCAGCCUCACUGCAAAACGGACCGAGGACAGGGAGUUCGCCCCAAGGCUAAAGACAGCAGAAAAUGCAAACAUCCAGCCAAACCCAGGUCUUAUCCUCAGAGCUGAACCCACUGUCACCAAUAUCCUUAAGACGGUAGAUGCAGACCACUCUAAGUCCCCUGAGGGCCUUCUAGGGGUCCUGGGACACAUGUUGUCAGGGAAGAGCCUGGAUCUCCUCCUGGCAGCAGCAGCAGCCACUGGGAAACUCAAAUCCUUUGCCCGGAAGUUCAUUAAGCUUAAUGAGUUUCCCAAGCACAUCAGCGGCGAAGGAUCCAAGUCUGCGUCAGUUCGAGCCCUGCUCUUCGAUAUCUCCUUCCUCAUGCUCUGCCAUGUGGUGCAGACAUACGGUUCAGAGGUGAUCUUGUCAGACCCAAGUCCUUCAGGGGAGACACCGUUCUUUGAAACAUGGCUGCAGACUUGUAUGCCUGAAGAGGGCAAGACUCUGAACCCAGACCACCCUUGCUUCAGACCAGAGCCUGGCAAAGUGGAGAGCCUGGUGACCCUGCUGAACAAUUCCUCAGAGAUGAAACUAGUUCAGGUCAAGUGGCACGAAAUUUGCCUCAGCACUCCAGCAGCCAUCUUGGAAGUUCUGAAUGCGUGGGAGAAUGGUGUGCUGUCUGUGGAGGCUGUACAGAAAAUCACUGAUAACAUCAAGGGCAAGGUUUGCAGCAUGGCCAUUUGUGCGGUGGCGUGGCUGGUGGCCCACGUCAGGAUGCUGGGGAGGGACGAGAGGGAGAAACCCCAGACUAUGAUAAGGCAACUUGUGACUCCACUGUAUGGGGAGAACACUCUGCAGUUUUACAUUGAACGUGUGAUCAUUAUGAGUUCCAUCAUGGAGCACAUGUGUGCUGACGUCUUCCAACAAACGGGCGCGACUCUGCGCUCCCCAAUGGAGGGCCAGGAGCCGAUUCCUUACCGCAACCUGCUGCCAGCCAAAGAACCCAUCCACAAAGCCCUCAGCAAGCAGUUCCAGGCGGUGCUGCGCAAAGGCUGGGUGGACAGCAGGGCCCUUCAUUUGUUUGAGAGUCUUCUCAACAUGGGAGGGGUUUUCUGGUUCACUAACAAUUUGGUCAAGGAGCUGCUGAAAGAGACUCGACAAGAGUGGGCAAAUCGGGUGGUGGAGUUACUCUACAGCAUCUUCUGUCUGGACACUCAGCAGAUCACCCUCACCCUGCUGGGUACCAUACUGCCCAACCUGCUUACAGACUCCGCCCACUGGAACAGCCUGGCGGACCCACCUGGAAAGGCAUUGGCCAAGCUGUCUGUGUGGUGUGCACUCAGCUCUUUCUCCUCUCACCACAAAGGCCCGUUCUCAGCUCGUCAACGCAAAAGGCAGCGAGAAGAUAUUGAGGACUACAACAGCCUCUUUCCCUUGGAUGACACUCAACCAUCUAAACUCAUGCGACUGCUCAGCUCCAAUGAGGAUGAGCCCGUGGCCCUUUCCAGUCCAGGAGACCGAUCUAUGAGCAGUUCCCUCUCAGCCUCCCAGCUCCACACUGUCAACAUGAGGGACCCUCUGAACCGAGUCCUGGCCAACCUUUUCCUCCUCAUUUCAUCCAUCCUGGGCUCCAAGAUGGCCGGACCUCACACCCAGUUUGUUCAGAGCUUUAUGGAGGAGUGCGUUGAGUGCCUGGAGCAGGGAAGUCGGGGGAGCAUCCUGCAGUUCAUGCCUUUUACAAUGGUUUCUGAGCUGGUGAAGCUGCCUGCUCUGGCCAAACCUAAAGUUGUCCUGGCCAUCACAGACCUGACUCUGCCGCUGGGGAGGAGAGUAGCUGCCAAAGCCAUAUCUGCCUUGUAAUCCAACUGUGGAUUUAAAUUUACAUCAGUACUAAAUUAACAUCCUGUUGGCCCAGUACUGUUUCCGUGGGUAAAGUACAGCAGAGGGGUAAAAACAAAACAUAUUUAGAUGUUCUGUAUUGGGCAGCAUCAUCCAUUUAAAAGGAUUUUCUUUGUUGGAAAAUUGUCUAUGAUCAUAUAUCUGUAAACGUUGUUUUGCUACUAUUUUGUUUUUUUUUUGUUUUUUUUAAUGUUCCUUUUCAUACUUGAUGAAAUGUGUAAAUAAGAUUUAGAGUAAAACCCCAUAAUGAAGA